GCCCAGGGGCUCUCGCUUCUCCUGGUGAAGGCAAAGGUGCAAUAGAAGCACUCUGAGAACCCACCCUUUCCAUCUCUUCACGUGGUUGGUGAUGGGGAGUGAAUGCAAUGCUGCAGUACUGACUGACAAAAUGAAGCCACGCAUCAGGCUUGGAGGCAUGAGGUGCCCAGAAGACCUCUGGAACUCAGCCCAGGAUGGCGCCUUCAUGUUUCAGCCAACCCAAAUGGGGUCAACUUCCGUGUUCCUAACUGUGUACAAAAUGCCUUUCCUAAUGUUUUGAUUCCAAAUGUGAUUAAAGGCUAUAGGGAAGGACAGGAGGAAAGGGAUACUGCGGCACGUGGUUUGUCACCGCUGGGUACUGGAAAUGGCCUGUCCCCGUGGUCACUCUCUGCCACCUUCCAGCCUUGGUCUCGGUCCCCAUGUUGCAGCUCCCUGUCCUGAGAAGGUUCUUUCUGCUGGGCACUGUGCCUUUGUGCAUCCACAUGUACCAGCUGUCAUGGCCGUGGGUGGAAGUGAAGAAGAGAAGCAUUGCUAAUGGUGGGCACGUGGGGCAGUGGCCAUUCCAGUGGGGAUGGCACUGCCGGGACUGCCUUCCCAGCGCCGCUGUGUGGGCAGCGGGAGCUGUCAGAGUUGUCCCGUGGCUCAGGACAGCCCUGCACUGGGUUGGGGCCCGGCACCGCAGCCACGACCGUUUCUACAGCUACGCUUCCCGAGGUGCUCCUAUAAGAUGUUUCCAUCCAGCAAACCAACAUUUCUUCGGAGCCGCCAAUGCCUUUCACCGCGUUUUGCUCGGCCUCCCGCUGCGGUUUCCCCCCCUCCCACCAGAGCCGGAGGAUGCUCCGCGCCCGGCAUCCCGCAGAUGCCGCUGCCGGCCGGCUCCCUCCCGCCUGCCCCUUUUUAAACCCCACUUCGCUGUGCGGAGAUCGCUCGCUUUGCAGCUCCGCAACGGGGACGAAAGAAGAAAGGAGCACGGAGCGCGCUGCUCAGAGCCCCGGGAGUCAGCAGAGGGCAGUGGAAGAUGCUCCGAGCGCAGCGGGGCCGGGAGCCGGGAGCGGGGAUCCGGGGAGGAGACUGCAGCGGAGGAAGGGCCGAGCGGAGCCGCGCUCCUCGGGCGGCGGGGCCGGGCUGAUAGCGAUCUGACAUCGCUCGGCCAUUAGGGCACGGGGAGACAGCAGCCCGCGCCCGGUGUUCGGGCGGUGUAAAUAGCCCCGGCGUGUGGAAAGAGCCUUUAAUAUACGGAUUUGGAGAUUUUUAUUAUUAUUAUUAUUUUUUAAUUGAAGGAGAGCCGAGGGCGUUCCAGUCGCAGUCCCCGCAGUUCUGCAUCCCCCCUCCCCCUCUUUUUGCAGCCGGGGGCCACAAACGGGCGUGGAAAUAAAAGCUCCCGGAGCUGCAGCCCCCACCCAUCGAGCCCCGAGCCCAGUCGGGCCACGCUCCCGGCUCCGUCCUCACCUGGGCACCCCCCGACCCCCUGCGGUCCCCCCUCCCCGGGCCGGAGCUCCGCGGGGCUCGGGGUAGGGCCCUGCGGGGGCGGUGCCGGUAGGGGCCCGCCCCGGGGCCGCUCCCGCUGCAGGAUGCGGCGGCGGAGGGCGAUGCGGGGCGGCGGGACCCGGCGCU
Molecule: messenger RNA, 1614 nt
Organism: Gallus gallus (chicken)
Lineage: Eukaryota; Metazoa; Chordata; Aves; Galliformes; Phasianidae
Exons: 1
Coding region: 420-1157 (245 amino acids)
Source: RefSeq, a predicted model, not a curated record